CAUAAAUCCAGUCGACGCGCGUUUUUAAUCGCAUAUGCACGAAUUUCAUAUGUGAAUUUGUCUAUCUUUCAGAUUGUAUUAUAAACAUUAUGUGUGUCAAAGUGGUUUUUUAAUAAAACUAUAAGUGAAAGAACAAAAAAAAAAUAUGGGCAAGGUGAUUUUUGCAGCAAUGCUUGUUGAUUCAUUGAAAAACAUCGCCCUCUCGCUCACUCUGGUCCAAGCUUUGGUCGUGCUAGGAUUAACAUACUGGCUGUUCCUUCAGCCUUCUCCACCGAUACCUACCCUGGACUAUGAUGAAUGGUGGGGGCCUGAAACAUCAAGGAAGGUGGAUAGAGGUGUCACACCGUUUAAUAUUACUUUCAGUGAUGAUAUGAUAAAUGAUCUCAAAUAUAGACUGAAGAAUCACGUACCAUUCUCACCACCUCUCGACGGAGUUGGUUUCGAAUAUGGCUUCAAUACUAACAUUUUAGAUGAGUGGGUGGACUACUGGGCACAGAAGUACCCCUUCAAACAAAAGGAGAGGUUCUUAAACAAGUUCCCGCAGUACAAAACUAAUAUUCAAGGGUUGGACAUCCAUUUUAUCCGGGUUAAACCGCAGGCAAAGAACAAAGAAAUAAUCCCCUUACUUCUUCUCCACGGUUGGCCUGGGUCCGUUAGGGAAUUCUACGAGUCGAUACCAUUUUUGACAGCUGUCAGUGACAGUAGAGACUUUGUAUUGGAAGUAAUUGUUGCGAGCCUGCCUGGAUACGGGUUCUCUGAUCCAGCUGUUAGACCAGGUCUUGGUCCAGCACAAAUGGCGGUAGUUAUGAGGAAUCUAAUGCACAGACUGGGACAUGAGAAGUUCUAUAUACAAGGGGGAGAUUGGGGCAGUCAGGUGUCACAUUGUAUGACGGUUUUAUUCCCAACGGAAAUCCUCGGGUCCCACAUAAACUUUGGCAUCGUAUCAACUCUGAAAGCAAUGGUAGCCCAAUACCUUAUAUCGUUCUACCCGACUUUGUUCAUGGACAAAAAUUUGGUUGACAGACUCGAAUAUAAUAAGGGUAUUUUCCGAGAACUCGGGUAUUUUCAUCUGCAGAGCACUAAACCUGACACUUUGGGAGUGAGUCUAAAUGACUCUCCUGUGGCACUCCUUGCUUACAUCUUAGAGAAAUCAGCAGCUGCGACUGACUUCGACAAUAUAAAGUUUGAAGACGGUGGAACGAGAUCGUGGAGAUUCACGAAGGACCAGAUUCUGGAUAACCUGAUGAUAUAUUGGGCUAGCAAUUCUAUUACUACCUCAAUGAGGAUAUACGCUGAGUCUUGUAGUAAAGCGCAUAAUAAAUUAGGGAUGCAACGUAUAAAAUCUAUAGUACCAACAUGGUUAGUGCAAGCUAAGAAUGAAAUCUACUUUCAACCGCCGCUAAUUUUGAAUAUGAAAUACAAAAAUUUGGUUAACAUAACAAUUUUGAACGAAGGAGGUCACUUUCUUGCUUGGGAGAUGCCCUUAACAUUUUCAGAGGACGUUUUGAUGGCUGUUGAUGUGUUUAGAAAAUUGAAAUCGAGUGUUGAAGACGAGUUGUAAUUAUUUUGUUUUGCUAAUCAUUCCUUUGGUUUGUAAAAAUAUGUGUUUUAUCUGUGCAGAAUGCUAGUUUUAGUCGUGUGAUUUGCCAGUACGGCAUACAGAAAUUAAAAUUGUUUUCUUUCACGUCAUAAUUAAUAGUAUUUUAAGUAUUGUUAUUUUUAUACUUUUGUUAAUAAAGGAACAUUUUUUUAUAAUGAA
Messenger RNA from Plodia interpunctella (Indianmeal moth), 1759 nucleotides. Its product is annotated as juvenile hormone epoxide hydrolase-like. Gene Ontology annotation, biological process: epoxide metabolic process. Gene Ontology annotation, molecular function: epoxide hydrolase activity. The transcript is spliced from 8 exons. Bases 146 to 1561 code for a protein of 471 amino acids. The record is from RefSeq and is a predicted model, not a curated record. Lineage: Eukaryota; Metazoa; Arthropoda; Insecta; Lepidoptera; Pyralidae.